Cherax quadricarinatus is the source of this 6428-nucleotide messenger RNA. Its product is annotated as nuclear factor related to kappa-B-binding protein. Gene Ontology annotation, molecular function: protease binding. Gene Ontology annotation, cellular component: Ino80 complex. NCBI's taxonomy places the organism in Eukaryota, Metazoa, Arthropoda, Malacostraca, Decapoda, Parastacidae. The record is from RefSeq and is a predicted model, not a curated record.
GUUGUGUGUGUGGUCAAGAUGGCCGCCAGUGCUGGUCGCUCAUUGGCUGGAUUUUCGUGACAAUAGUUGUAGCUGGAGGUGAAGUAUGAUGCCGGAACUAUCUAUCAUCACCACCCACUACCUGCUACUCUAAAACACCCACCCGCCCACACUCCCGCCCACUUGCACCCAUCACGCCCGCGCUAUUUCAGAAGUGAUGGAGACAGUUCUAUAUUCCGGGGUGAGUCUUGAACUUCCAUCGGAAAUAUGCGAAGACAUAUCAUUGUUAUUUGAAAUUCUUUCUCCAGACACCUGGAACAAUCACCUCACCGAUGAUCACCGUGAAAUGCUAAUGGGUUUUCUACCAGAGUUUUCUCAUAAUGACCUAGAAGAGAAAACACGUACCUUAGAGAUGUUCUUCAUGGAUGAAAACUUCAGGUUUGGAACACCACUUAGAUUAUUUCACGAACAGCUCUGCAAAGGUUUCUUCAAUCCUGAAAUUUCUAAGAUGAGAGCCAUUCACAAGAAGAUUAUGUACAAAGAAUACAGGUACCGACAAAAGCAGUAUCUCCAUCACACACUUGAGGAGGUCUUAGUUCGGAGAAAACGUGUAUUGGACAUAGUGAGCAGCAUGCCUCCUGAUGAUAUUCCCAAGAUACCACGACUUCCUCCAUUGCACAAUAAAAAGAAGAGUUCUCGUACAUCAAUUGAAUAUUGUUCCAAAAAGCGCUACUUCCGUGAACUGGCAGCGAUCCGAGCAGAAGUGGGAGAUACCAGCGACAUGUCUGAAGAUGAAAUAUAUCCAGAGGGACCAGGAGCUUCGCUCAAUAAAAAACAGCGUCGACAGUUGGGUGGGCUGGAAGGAUCACUUCCGUCAGAUUUGUUACCAGUGAGGGCAACACAUAGCAGCGGCUCUCUUGCAUUGGACCUAGAGCUCAAAAUAACACCCACAAGUAACCCAUUGGAUCUGACAGAUGAUCAUUUUAGAGCAAUGCUUGCUGCUCACAGACUUCGAAGAAGUAAAAGAGAGGCUUCGGUUGACCUGGACACUCGGGGCAUAACACUUCAAGAUAUUAUAUCUCGAGCGCAAAUCCAGAUGAAACGGCCUCCACAAAGAGCUAUUAUGUCUCCUCUGACACUUGAAAAACCCAAGAAAAAAAUUAAAGUAAAAAAAGAAUCUUCAUCCAUACUGGUCUCUUCCAAUCACUUGGAUCUUCCCAUGACCAUAAAAACUGAGCUUGCGAGCGAUUCAGAAUCUUCGUCCUCUUCGUCUUCGUCCUCGUCGGUCAGUGACUCUGAAGAAAUUGAAAUAAAGAAGGAAGCGCCAGUUGUCUCUCCAUCCAUUAAAAAGAGGAUUGGUGCUAAAGGUGUUAAGAUCAAGUUAGAACCUUUGGAAUCUUCAACUCCGAGCGAAGAUAUUGAUAUUGGAGGACUUGGAGUGGAGCCUUUGGUGAAGGAAGAGGAGGAUCAGCAUCAACAGCAGCAGCAGCACCAGCAGCAGCAUCAUCAGCAACAGCAACAACAGCAGCAGCAACAGCUUAAACUGGAGAUCAAGGAGGAACCAAUGGAGGAUCAAGUAACUGCUGCAAUAGAAACGUCAUCCGAGUUAACAGCAGCACUUGAGAGUAUCGGUGCUUGUAUUGCUCCUGAGCUGACUCAAGAGACCCACAUCUGCUUCUUCAGCCUCAUCAGAGAUAUUAUAUGUUCUACCGGGGAGCAGAGGAUGACUCGAGCCCAGCUAGAGUCUAGUAUCAGAGUGUGGCAGGAGUCUGCUAUCUCUCCGCUCAAUGAGUGGUACUCUCUUGUGCCAUCUUGGGUUAAUAUUCUCCCCUCUGCAAUUAAUUUUCUUUGUGGACAUUUUACAGAUGUACAACCUGCCGACUUUGUACCUUACAUAGAAUACAAGAGUAUGCUCCGAGUAUACCAGUGGAUUGGUGCCGGACGAGACAGUGAUGGACACUUAGAGCCUCUUGCUCAAUUUUGGCUGGCUAAUAAAUCAUCUAUGAGUAGUGAGUGGAUAGAAGAUGACAUUUUAGGAUCUAGGUUAGAAAAUGAGGAGAGCGACAUCAUUCCACCUCCAAGAUGCUAUACUUCAUGGACAGUGCAGCCUGCCACGGACUCUGAGAAGGACAUGUACCGAGCACAAGAGAAACUCAGAUAUGAAAAGCCACACAAAGCAUAUACAUUCAGGAUGCAUGGGUAUGAAAGUGUGGUUGGUCCGGUCAAGGGUAUUUAUACCCAGCAGACAGGACUGAACAAAGCUAGAGGUCAUUCCUUGUUAGUUCCUGACAGACCUGCGUAUGUUACAAUCCUCUCUCUUGUUCGUGAUGCUGUUGCUAGGUUACCUAAUGGGGAAGGCACACGGUCAGAUAUCUGUGAGCUGUUGAAAGAAUCUCAGUAUUUGGCUCCUUUAAUCAAUUCAACGGCAGAAAAUAAUCUCAAUAGCGUUGUGUCUGGGGCACUGGACAGACUCCACUAUGAAAAUGAUCCGUGCGUCAAAUAUGACACCCCACGUAAGCUCUGGAUUUAUCUGCAUCGCAACCGAAAUGAGGAGGAAUUCGAACGAAUGCAUCACUUGAAUGGACCUGGUGGUAAUAAAAUAAAGAAACCGGCUCCUAGGAGACAGAGUAGAGCAAAGGCUAAGGAUCCUCUCAAUAUGAAGGGUCCUCCCAAUGUUGCUCUGGAACCCACAUCUUCUCCCACUAAGGUUGAAAGUGCUCAAGUGAAACUUAAGCCUGAAGAAGUUGCAGCUUUAACAAAAUUAAAGCCCGAGAGCCCGGUGAAGUUGGAAGCAAUAAAUUCUGCAAGUGUCGGGAAGGCGGUUACGUCUGUGAGAGUUGGCGGAGUGAGAGGUUCAGUAGGCGCAAGCAGUGUGCAGACAAUUCAGGUUUCUACUGCAGGAGGUGUACAGACCAUCAAGGUAGCUCUUCCACCAGGAGCCCAGACAAUUACCAAGGUUACACCUCAGGCUCUAACAAAGGUGCCAACAUCUACUAUUGCCAAGGUUGGAAGUCCAACUAUCAACAGAGUACCGACUCAGGCUCUGGGUAAAGCUGGGAACACAGCCAUUAAAGGCGUAAGUUUACAACAGUCAGUACUACAGUCACCUGUGUCUGGACCUACAAUAUCACCAGAGUCAUUACUGAGCACACAACAAAUCACAAGCUUGCCUUCAGGUACUUUAGGUCAGGGGAAGAACCGUGCUCCAGUGGUAACAUUAACCACUAGAGAAGCAGCCAGACUUCCAGCACCAUCAGUGUCACAAACAAGACCAGGUGCUGCCUCAGCCACUGCCUCUCCAGCCAACCAGCAGCAUGCUACACAGACUGUUCUUGCUUCACAAGUCACAACAGCUGGUGUUGCAGCUGCCAAACUUUCAAAUGCUGCAACAGUAGUCAACAUGAGCACUGCUGCACAGAAGUCAAAUCUGUUUUCCCUGGGUGGUAUUAAGUUGCUACAAGCAGCCCCACAGCAACUUGGAGGUAAGGGUGGAUCAAAUUCAUCAGUAGUCAACUCCAUAACUAAAUUGCAGACAUUAAUGGUCGAUGGGAAAGUGUUGAUGCAAGGAGGAAAGAUUGCCACUGUGGAGAGUCUUCUGAGUCAGGCGGACAAAACCACACAACUACAAGGUGGAGUUAUAACUACAAUGGCAGGUAACAAACUGGCAGGCGGGAAUGUUAUCCAACUCUCGGGGAGCACUGGUGGUGUACAGAGACUGACACUGGUAUCUCCACAAGGGUCUCACGUUCCCCUGGGUGCAGCAAGUCAGCGCCUUGUCCUAGCCACUGGGUCCCAAGUACAGCUUGCUGGAAAGUUAGACGGUACUGGGAGCAAGGCUCAAGUUGUUCAGACCAUCCAGACCUUGCAACCAGGGAGUCAUGUCAUGCAGACAAGCCACGGAACAGUUACCACCACCAGCACUGGCAGUAGCACCACCACAACACCCUCUCUUACCAGUACCACCACGCAGGUCGUCACUACUCCUGUAGCCUCUACACCUACUGCUCUAACCACCUCACAAGCAAGAUUUUUCUCUGUAGGUCAACAGCAAAAAACUAUCGUUCAGGGUAUAAAUAUGAGCGGCAAACCUUCGAUGCUCUCCAGUGGGGGUAUUCGUCUAGUACAACCAACUGCCGGCGGAGGUGGAGGUGGCACUGUUGUUGCAGGUGGAUCAACAGCAACUGGUAACCUCAUUACAAUUGGUGGCAAGCAAGUGCUACUUACAUCUAAACCUUUCACACAACAAGGACAACUGCAGCAGCUGAUGUUAACUAGCGGAAGUUUAAAAGGCGGACUACAAGGUAGCCAAGCAACUCAGACUGCAGCAAGUCAGGGUGCAGUAGUAGUAGCUAGUGGAGCAGGUGGACAACAGAUUGUCCUGCCAGCCUCUGCUCUCCAGGGCUCUCAGCUCAAUCUUAAAGGUCUACAGGCCUUUCAUACUCUGAAAGUAAUUCCAGCAUCCCAAGUCACACAGCAGCAGAGAGGGAAGCCGGUGUUAGCACGAAUAGUAUCGCCCACUUCAGUCAGAGGAGCGGUACCAGCUGCUUCUAUACCUAAUACUUUGUCCUCGUCACACGAUUCUUCUAAAUCCUAGGAUAAAAAAAAAAAAAAAGUUGUACAAAUCGUCUAAAAUAAAAGGUAUUCAAAUAAUUUAAAUUGUUCCCUGGGUUAGUAAAGUAAUUCCUAAACUUUCACUUAAAUAAUAAGUUAUUUCACUUUCUUCUAAAUGGAGAAAAAUUUGCAUUGGUUUUCCAACUACAGUGGACCCCCGCAUACCGUUGGCAUCACAUAACGUUAAAUCCGCAUAGCGAUACAUUUUAUCACUAAAAUUUUGCCUCGCAUAGCGAUAAAAAACUCGCUCAACGCUAUUCGUCCGAGACGCGUCUAUGUGAGGCCUGAGCCAGCCUCACAUGUUCCGCCGGUGGCAUUGUUUACAAGCCAGCCUCCGCGGUAACAUCCAAGCAUACAAUCGGAACAUUUCGUAUUAUUACAGCGUUUUUGGUGAUUUUUAUCUGCAAAAUAAGUGACCAUGGGCCCCAAGAAAGCUUCUAGUGCCAACCCUGUGGUAAAAAGGGCGAGAAAUAUCAAAAUACUGUGGUACCAUGGUCAACUGCUGAUGCUGAUGCUGCUGCUGCUCUAGCACUGUCGUUGGUGUGGCUUAUUGAGAAUACCAAGAAACAAUUAACCCCAGAGGGUUAGCCACCCAGGAUAACCCAAAAAAGUCAGUGUCAUUGAAGACUGUCUAACUUAUUUCCAUUGGGGUCCUUAAUCUUGUCUCCCAGGAUGCAACCCACACCAGUCGACUAACACCCAGGUGAACAGGGAAAAAAUGUCUGGAACUAGUGCUCAUAUUGGUGAAUUUAAAGCCAGCAAAGGUUGGUUUGAGAGAUUUAAGAGUCGUAGUGGCAUACACAGUGUGACAAGGCCUGUUCUGGAAGAAAAUGCCAAACAGGACCUACAGUACUCAGAAGGAAAAGGCACUCCCAGGACACAGUGUCUCAUCAGUCAUUGCUGCAUCUUCAAUAAAGGUAAGUGUCAUUUAUUCUUCAUUUAGUAGAGUAGUACAUGCACAAUAUAUAUUGUGCAUGUAUCCUUCUCUUUGUGUGUAGGAAAAUGUAUAUUUCAUGUGGUAAAAAUUUUUUUUUCAUACUUUUGGGUGUCUUUCACGGAUUAAUUUGAUUUCCAUUAUUUCUUAUGGGGAAAAUUCAUUCGCAUAACGAUAAUUUCGCAUAACAAUGAGCUCUCAGGAACGGAUUAAUGUCGUUAUGCGGGGGUCCACUGUAAUUUACACAUUUUCAUUAAUUAUCUGGAAAGGGCCUUUUUUUUUUUUUUACAAGAUAUUAAAUGUUAUGCGUCGUUGAGUCCAAGACGUCGUAUUUCAAAUUUAAAGUAAAAAUUGUCCAUUAGAGAAUCAUAGUGUAAUACAGUAAUUACAUCUACUGAUACUAUUAUCAGCAUUGAAUAUACAAAGAUUGGUUUUUAAAAUAUGCUAUAGUAAUUCUAUCACUGGUGUACAAAACAAAAUAUAACAGUGUUUUAUUCCUUUUGGUUUGUAAAAUUUUGAUCUUUACAAAGUUUUGCCGACAAGGCAAAAAAAAAAAAAUGGAGAGUAAUGGUAUAAAAUACCAGAACGAUGGAGAGAGAGAAAUACAGUAUAAUGCUAAAAUUUGAUCCUGUAAGGACACCUUUAUACUAUAUUUGUCUCCUUCCCCACAAUCCUAUGAAGUACAGUAUAUAGUUGUGAAUUAUGCUUUGUUAUAACACUGUUGUAGGUGACCAUUAUAUACAGUACUAGGGAAAUGUCAAGAUAUUCUGUGAUAGUCAUAUUGACAUAUUUUGUGAAUAUUUCAACACCAUUCAAUAUUUUACAAGGUUGAAUGAAUGUUUAAUACAUGUCUUGAGGUUCAUGUAUAUGAGAUUGAUAUUACAAAUAUAUUGCUGUAAAAUAU